Molecule: messenger RNA, 1473 nt
Organism: Solanum verrucosum
Lineage: Eukaryota; Viridiplantae; Streptophyta; Magnoliopsida; Solanales; Solanaceae
Exons: 4
Coding region: 302-1120 (272 amino acids)
Source: RefSeq, a predicted model, not a curated record
AAGUACUUGACGAGUGAAAUGUGAGAGAAGAAGAAGAAGACGACGACUAAUAGAUUUAUCUACAUAUACAAAAAUCUUCAAUAAACCCUUAAUUUUGAUUUUUGUUCUUACUCUCUGAAGAAUAAUUUUGAUUGGGUUUGAAGAAUUUUGUAUCUUCAGUCGUUGUAGUUGACGGGGUCAUCUUCUUUGCACUCUUUUUCUCCGUCAACCCUUUUCUGGGUUUUGUCUCUUUCUCUUUAAAUCAUCGAAAGUUGGUAUCUUUUUUGGUAUUUUUGGAUACCCAAAUCAAAAGGGUUUGUUUAUGAAUUCUGGGGUUUUUGAGUACAAUAUGGUGUUUUGGAGAUUGGUUGUGUUGAUUUCAGUUUGUUUGGAGCAAUCUAAUGCAAACUCUGUACACCCUUUUCAGCGUUUAGAUAAUCAGGUAGCCCCAUCACCAAGGUCUGGUGCUGCUGUUAAAGGGAAUUUUGGUACUAAUCAAGUCCCUGCAGGUCAGCCAACAGCGGCUUUUGGUAGUGCUACCUGUGCCGGUGUGUCUAAUAAGUGUCAGGAUGAUCAUAUUGGUAUGACCGCCUGCUUUUUUCCUACCGGGAAAGGACAUGAGGAACCAUUUCUCCUCGUCCUGAACAAUGGUGACAAUUCUUUGACGCUGAAGAUCAAUGUUUCAUCUGCAAACAAAACUUGUGAGGAUAUUCAGAUACCAAAACAUGAUUUCAAGCAGAUUAAUAUCUCGUCUAAAAUUGGAGGGAGUUCAUCAAUUAUGCUAGAUGCUGGAACUGGGAAAUGUACGAUUAACAUAGGACGUUCAUUAUGGCAAGGCUACUUUAACAUGCCAUCUUAUACCAUGUAUGUGACCCCAACUAAUGGGGCGUACUUGCUAGGUAUGACAGCUCUUCUUAUAGUUGGAAUAGUUAUCUGCUGCAAGUUGAGAAAACAAGAUCGACAUGUUGAUGGUAUCGCAUAUCAGGAACUUGAAAUGGGACAACCCGAACCUCACUCUUCCAUGAAGUUGGAAAUUUCCUCUGAAGGGUGGAACGAGAGUUGGGAUGAUGACUGGGAUGACGAGAAGGCAGUGAAAUCACCGGAAGGAAACACCAUAAACAUAAAAGUAGCAAAUGGUUGAUCAUAGUCAUAAGAGUUAACACAAAGACCAAGAUAACAAGUACAUCACGGAAUUAGUUGAGGUGCGUGCAAGCUGGUCCACACUUGAAAAAAGAAGACUGAGAUUUUGUCCAUUUUGUUGAAGAUGUUCAUAGGAGAAAAAUGAAAGUUGAGAAUGCACUAGAUACAUAUGAUAUAGGAAUAGGAGAUUUCUAUAUAAUUAUAAUUAUAUACAAUUUUAGGCAUUUUGAAUUGUGGCCUGAGGACUCAAGUUAUAUAAAGAAUUGGUUAACUUUUAACCUUUUCAUAUCCAUGUAAAAACCAUUUUCCUCCUCUCUUUUUUUUUCAUAUUUUUUAUUAUGUCUGUAGUUUUUC